Messenger RNA from Mucor velutinosus, 1122 nucleotides. RefSeq lists its product as uncharacterized. The coding region runs from base 1 to 1122 and encodes 373 amino acids. NCBI's taxonomy places the organism in Eukaryota, Fungi, Mucoromycota, Mucoromycetes, Mucorales, Mucoraceae. The record is from RefSeq and is a predicted model, not a curated record. The transcript is spliced from 6 exons.
AUGAUCUGUACAGCCGAUAAGAAGGUGCCAAAGCAUCUGCAGCCACUGAAACGAAGGCACACACACAAGAAAAAAGUUGAAUCAUUGCCAGCCGCUGUUACAGCUGCACCACCACGAGUCCACGAGGAGGAGAAUCGAGUACCUGCCACAAUAUCAAAUCAUCACAUUAAUACACUUAUACCUAAUCAAUUUUACAAUGCAUCCAACGACAUUAAUCAAAUCUUCAUUGACCAUUCAGCGUCAAGCCCACAACUGUUUCGAUGGACAAAAGGCAGACGAUUCACCAGCUCUCAGAACGUUCUUUAUCCACUCCCAAAUGAUCAAACAGAAUUAGACAGACAAAGAGUUCAACUCUACAUUCUCAGGUGGGCUUUUGAAAGUCGACAUAUAACACCACCAUCGAUAAAAAAGAGGCUAUUCGAGGGUAUUAAAGUAUUGGACGUCGGAUGCGGGCCAGGCCUAUGGAUUGGACAUCCCAUCAUUGAUAUGGCGGAAGACUUUACAAAGUCCAAAUUCGAAGCUGUCGACAUUUGUAGCCUUUUGCCAGCUGAUCAGCCCAUGAGUGGCAAUUUCAAUUUCACAUGUCACAAUGUAACAGAAGCACCUCUCCCUUUCAAGUCUGGCACAUUUGAUUAUGUUCAACAAUUCACGUCAGCAAUUUCCUACAAGAUGGAUAAUUGGCCUCUUAUUCUGGCAGAGAUCAAGAGAGUAACAAAAUCAGGUGGUUAUAUCCAAUUAAUUGAGCCAGACAUGUAUCCACAGCAAUUGGGUCCAGAGGGUGAAUUAUGGCGGGAUCAAAUUCACAAUGUUCUACGAGACCAAUGUGGCUACGAACCUAGAAUUGCAUGUUAUUUAGAAAGACUCGUAUCAGACUUGGGUCUUGAAGAUAUCACAGUGAAAUACGUGUCUGUUCCAGUUGGAUCCUGGGGCCUUGAUAUCGGACAUUUGUGGGAACAGAAUUUCGACGCCUUCUUUGAAUCAGCAAGGCCAUUCCUGGUGGAAAAGAUGCAAAUCACCAAUGCAACUUAUCAAGCAAAUACGAAAAAGCUAAAGGAAGAGCUAAAAAGUGGCGAAUUCAAGGCAUUCAACAACAUUUAUUUAGUGUAUGGGCGUGUAAAAUAG